This is a messenger RNA of Quercus lobata, 483 nucleotides long. RefSeq names its product putative receptor-like protein kinase At3g47110. NCBI's taxonomy places the organism in Eukaryota, Viridiplantae, Streptophyta, Magnoliopsida, Fagales, Fagaceae. The coding region runs from base 1 to 483 and encodes 160 amino acids. The record is from RefSeq and is a predicted model, not a curated record. Gene Ontology annotation, cellular component: membrane. The transcript has a single exon.
AUGGGUGGUGAGGUAUCAACUGAGGGGGAUGUAUAUAGCUACGGAGUCCUUGUGCUGGAAAUGUUUACAGGAAGGUCUCCCACUGAUGAUAUGUUUAAAGAUGGUCUGAAUCUCCAUUAUUUUGUUAAGAUGGCAUUACCAAAAAGACUUGCUCAAGUUGUUGACCCAAUGCUUUUGCCAAGAGAAGUUGAAGAAUUAGGAGUUGCAAUUGUAGUAAUGAUGGCAACAGAAAAAGAUGACAGUGAUAAUGAAAUUGAAGUAGAAGAAGCUAAUAAUAUUGAGGAUUCUAUGCAUAUUGAUGUUGACACGCAAAAGUGCUUACUCUCAAUUCUUAAUAUUGAAAUCUUAUGUUCAUUGGAAUCCCCAAAAGAGAGAAUGUGUAUGGAGGAAGUCAUUAAGGAACUGAAACUGAUAAAAAGUGCUUUCGUUAGUUUGGGAAUGCACAGAGACAGACCAAGUAGAGCUCAAGUAAGGGGUAUUUAG